GAAACAAAUGUGAACCGCUUUGAUGCUCUCGGUCAUCGAAGGAGAGCAAGAUCUCCAGAAAUGGGACAGGUAAACGGUGCUCCAUUCAGAGACCUGUGGUAUGGACCUGAGCUGCGACCAGACUGGAGAAAGGAACCUUCAUUUGAUCCGAAUAUCGGUUUUCCCAAUGGAAGAAAAAUAAGAGAUCCCAAAGUGUCGCCAGAAGAGCUAGAUGCUUAUAAUAUUCCCAUGAAGAGAAGAGAUUAUUGUGCUUACCAAUUUAUAAAGUUUCUUCAAUGUCAGAGGUCCUAUAACUACCCCUAUACACCCUGUGAUCCAGUGUUUCAGGAUUUCGAGGCUUGUGAACAUGAAGAUUUUGUGUUACGUAUGAAGGAAUAUGAGAGAGAACGACGACUUAUGGUGAGGGAGCAGCGAGUUAAGAAUAAAAUCGCCCGUGGUGAACUGUGACAGAGACACUCAUACUUUUACUCCUUCAUAUUUUGUUAAUAAUGUAUGAUAUUAAAAAUGUGAUUAUCUGAUAAAA
This is a messenger RNA of Saccostrea echinata, 523 nucleotides long. Its product is annotated as NADH dehydrogenase [ubiquinone] 1 beta subcomplex subunit 7-like. The record is from RefSeq and is a predicted model, not a curated record. Gene Ontology annotation, cellular component: mitochondrion. NCBI's taxonomy places the organism in Eukaryota, Metazoa, Mollusca, Bivalvia, Ostreida, Ostreidae. Bases 61 to 447 code for a protein of 128 amino acids. The transcript has 3 exons.